Molecule: messenger RNA, 759 nt
Organism: Fulmarus glacialis (Northern fulmar)
Lineage: Eukaryota; Metazoa; Chordata; Aves; Procellariiformes; Procellariidae
Product: guanine nucleotide-binding protein subunit alpha-14
Exons: 5
Biological process (GO): adenylate cyclase-modulating G protein-coupled receptor signaling pathway; action potential; phospholipase C-activating dopamine receptor signaling pathway
Cellular component (GO): heterotrimeric G-protein complex
Molecular function (GO): G-protein beta/gamma-subunit complex binding; guanyl nucleotide binding; G protein-coupled receptor binding
Source: RefSeq, a predicted model, not a curated record
GAGAGUGCUCAGAUGAUCCAAGAAGUGGAAGUGGAUAAAGUAACAGUGCUGGAAAGAAAACAAGUUGAAGCGAUCAAGAAGCUCUGGGAAGACCCAGGAAUUCAAGAAUGCUAUGACAGACGGAGGGAGUACCAGCUCUCAGACUCUGCCAAGUAUUAUCUUACUGACCUUGAUCGUAUUGCUAUGCCCUCAUUUGUGCCAACUCAGCAAGAUAUUCUUAGAGUCCGAGUUCCAACUACAGGAAUUAUCGAGUAUCCUUUUGAUUUAGAAAAUAUUAUAUUUAGGAUGGUGGAUGUGGGUGGCCAAAGGUCAGAAAGAAGGAAGUGGAUCCAUUGUUUUGAAAGUGUUACUUCCAUCAUUUUCUUAGUUGCAUUAAGUGAAUAUGAUCAAGUCUUGGCAGAAUGUGACAAUGAGAAUCGAAUGGAAGAAAGCAAGGCCUUAUUUAAAACUAUCAUUACAUAUCCCUGGUUUCUGAAUUCUUCAGUCAUUUUGUUUUUAAACAAAAAAGAUCUUCUAGAAGAGAAAAUAAUGUAUUCCCAUCUAAUUAGUUACUUUCCAGAAUACACAGGACCUAAACAAGAUGUCAAAGCUGCCAGAGACUUCAUUUUGAAGCUGUAUCAGGAUCAGAAUCCAGACAAGGAGAAAGUAAUCUAUUCCCACUUCACUUGUGCCACAGACACAGAAAAUAUUCGUUUCGUCUUCGCUGCUGUCAAGGACACGAUCCUGCAAUUAAACCUGAGGGAGUUCAACCUGGUUUAA